AUGCUGGGGGCCUGCAACGCAGUGGGGCCCCUGGGGAGUCCAGCGCACGUCAGCGUCCUGCGCAAUUGGAACCCCGGGAGACGCGUCGUGCGCCCCAGCCCACCCCUGCGGACCCCGCUGGAACAGUCCUGCAACGCGCGAUGGGAGCCGUUUCCCCGAGAGGAAGAGGAGCUGCUGCGCCCCCCGGUGGCCGGGGCAGCCCAGGUCAGCCGGGGGCGGGCGGAGGCGCCGAGCGAGGGGGGCUAUCUCCGCCCUCACCUUCCUCCCCACCACCCCGGCCUCGAAGCAGACACCUUCAUCCCCGGCAGCACCCGUCCCCCGCGUCUGAUGGGCACUGGCCCACGGGUUCUGGGAGCACUUCCCGCAGCCCACCCCCGCCACUCCGGACCGACCUGUAGCCGCGAGGACACUGCCGGGCCCUGGCUCCAGCACUACGCCCCCGCGCCUGGCGGCCCAGCGACCCCGCAGUCACUCCUCACAGGCCCUGCCGGAGCGCGCAGCUCCGCCCACUCCCCGCCCACGCCCCGGAAAGGCGGCUGUGCGGGCCAAUGGGCUGCUCAGAGGAGGGGAGGCGGGCGGGGGCCGGGAGGCUUCGGCGAGCUCACCGGGGGUGAAUCGGAUCGAGAAGGGCCCUCCAGCGCCGCCAGCCGCGGGACCUGUUGCCUGUACAGGCUCACCUGUCGCCGCUGCUGUCAACGUUCUCUCCCGGCAGGGACAGCCGACCUGUCGCCUUCCAGGGGUCCUUGGCCCACGGGGUGUCGGUCCCGGCUGACGUUCGAGGAGGCCAUUGCUGGAGGGGAUGCUGCCACUCACUGCUCUCCAGGCGGACCUUCAGGGGACCACAAAGGCAGUGCCAGGAAGAGGCACCUGGCCGACCAUGACUCGAGGGACAGGGCCUUGCCCCCCACCCCCAGGGUCAAACGGCUCAGGCUGGAAGUCGUGAAGAAGCUGAACUUCAGACCUGAGCAGACGGAAGAGCCGCCCCCUCCUGACUCCCCUGCUGGGGACAUCACCCCCCCACCGAGUCCAGAGGUCCCCACUGAACUGUGGGACAAGGGGCCUUUGGACACUGGUGCUGAUGUGAGUCCCCUGCAGGCCUCUCCAGCAGCCCGAAAUCCAGUCCUGAGGCGGCCCCCUGUCCUGGAAGACUACGUCACUGUGACCUCCACUGGUGGCUGCCGGGGUUUUCUGGUGCUGCGGAACGACCCCGUGGGCACAGGGGUGCAGGACCCUUUCCUUAAUGUCUGGUGGCGAGGCCAUGGCCAGCUGGACCUCUUGGGUGUGUCAUUCGCGUCCCUGAAGGAGCAGGUGGACAGUGAGCGGAGGCGGCGCCUGCUCGAGGAGGCCAGUCAGCUCUCAGACACGCUCCGCAGCCUCAGGUCCGAGGAGGUGGGAGAGGAAGGUCGGACUUCGGGGGCCCCCGAGGAAGAGCUGGCUGACGGCCAAGGUGACUCCCAGCCCUGCCUCUGGGUGGACGAGUUUGCUCCUCGGUGCUACACGGAGCUGCUCAGUGAUGAUUUCACUAACCGCUGCCUCCUCAAGUGGCUGAAGCUGUGGGACCCGGUGGUGUUCGGCCGAGAGAGGCCCGCCAGGAGGCCGAGGCCCGGGCCGGAGCUGGCCCGCGCUGGCAAGGAGGCCACCGCCUCCAGCAAGUGGAAGAGCCACGAGCAGGUGCUGGAGGACAUGCUAGAGGCUGAGCUGGACCCGAGCCGGCGGCCCCGGCAGAAGGUGGCGCUGCUCUGCGGGCCCCCGGGGCUGGGCAAGACCACCCUGGCUCACGUGAUUGCGCGGCAAGCCGGCUACUGCGUGGUGGAGCUGAAUGCGAGUGACGACCGCAGCCCUGAGGCCUUCCGCACGUGCAUCGAGGCGGCCACGCAGAUGGAGUCGGUGCUGGGUGCUGGCGGGAAGCCCAACUGUCUGGUCGUGGAUGAGAUCGACGGGGCCCCCAUGGCCGCCAUCAACGUUCUUCUGAGUGUCCUGGACCGCAAGGGCCCGCAGGAAGCAGAAUCCGGGGGUCCAGCCGUCCCCACCGGUGGGGGGCGGCGCCGGGCCGAGGGGGGGCUCCUGAAGAGGCCUAUCAUCUGCAUUUGCAAUGAUCAGUUCGUGCCCUCCCUGCGGCAGCUGAGGCAGCAGGCCCUCCUGCUCCACUUCCCGCCCACGUUGUCCUCCAGGCUGGUGCAGCGGCUGCAGGAGAUCUCCCUGCGGCGGGGCAUGCAGGCCGACCCAGGCGCGCUGGCGGCUCUCUGUGAGAAGACGGACAAUGACAUCCGCGCCUGCAUCAACACCCUGCAGUUCCUGCACCGGCGGGGCCGGCGGCAGCUGAGCGUGCGGGAUGUGCAGACCACUCACGUGGGCCUCAAGGACCAGCGCAAGGGGCUGUUCUCCGUGUGGCAGGAGGUCUUCCAGCUGCCCCGGGCCCAGAGGCAACGCUGGGGCCAGAACCCGGCCCUGCCCCCCUACACGCUCCUGCUUGGUGAUGGGCACGCGGGUUUGGGGCCCCGUGCCGCCGAGGCGCCUUUGACCACGGCUUCCCAGCGGUUCUACCACAUCCUGCACGUGGCUGCCUCCGCGGGCGAGCGUGAGAAGGUGGUGCAGGGCCUGUUUGACAACUUCCUGCGGCUGCGGCUGCGGGAUUCCAGCCUGGGGGCCGUGUGCGCGGCCCUCGACUGGCUGGCCCUCGACGACCUGCUGAGCCGGGCCGCCCACCACAGCCAGAACUUCCAGUUGCUGCGCUACCUGCCCUUCCUGCCGGCCGCCUUCCACCUGCUCUUUGCCUCCAGCCACAUCCCGAGGAUCACUUUCCCCAGCAGCCAGCAGGAGGCCCAGAACCGGACGAGCAGGACACAGGCCCUCGUCCAGAUGCUGGUGUCAGGCCUGACACCCGCCACCCGCAGCCGAGCUGCACCUCAGGUCCUCAUCCUGGAUGCCCUCUGCCUGCUCCUGGACAUCCUUGCGCCCAAGCUGCGCCCUGUGAGCACCCAGCUGUACAGCACCCGUGAGAAACAGCAGCUGGCCAGCCUCGUGGGCAUCAUGCUUGCCUACAGCCUAACCUACCGCCAGGAGCGCAUGUCCGACGGGCACUAUGUCUACCGGCUAGAGCCGAACGUGGAGGAGGUCUGUCGCUUUCCUGAGCUGCCGACCCGCAAGCCCCUCACCUACCAGGCCAAGCAGCUCAUUGCCCAUGAGAUUGAAAUGGAGAAGAUGCGGCGGGCAGAGGCCUUGGCCUGUGCUGAGGACAGCCCCCAGGCAGAGGGGGCAGCCCAGGCCGGUGCUGGGGAGAAAGGGACACAGCCUCCCACUGCACACAGCCACGAGGAGCAGCGGCUGGAGCGCAUCCUGAAGAAAGCGGCCCUGGAGGAACAGCCCGAGAGAGACUUCUUUGGUCGUGUGGUCAUCAAGCGAGCGCCAGCCCUGAAUGCAGGAGAUGUGGCCCCGGACGCAGAUGCGACAGAGCGGCGCAUAGGCACAGCGGUGGGCAGGAGUGACGUCUGGUUUCGCUUCAAGGAGGGCGUCUCCAACGCCGUGCGGCGCAACCUGUACAUCAGGGACCUGCUGUAGCUGCGGCCCCGUGCGGGGCGCCCUGGGUCCCCCCCAGACACCCCAGGGCCCAGGCUUGACGCUGUGCUGUUGCUUUUUCUCCAUCAGAAAAUGUACAAAAAGCACACACGUCCUCAAAGAAUCUUUAUAAAAGUCACACCUUCA
Messenger RNA from Suricata suricatta (meerkat), 3702 nucleotides. It is a transcript of the gene CHTF18, whose product is annotated as chromosome transmission fidelity factor 18. Gene Ontology annotation, molecular function: single-stranded DNA helicase activity; ATP binding; DNA binding. Bases 1 to 3558 code for a protein of 1185 amino acids. The transcript has 23 exons. NCBI's taxonomy places the organism in Eukaryota, Metazoa, Chordata, Mammalia, Carnivora, Herpestidae. The record is from RefSeq and is a predicted model, not a curated record. Gene Ontology annotation, cellular component: nucleus.